This is a messenger RNA of Arachis stenosperma, 2715 nucleotides long. Its product is annotated as LRR receptor-like serine/threonine-protein kinase IOS1. Bases 1 to 2715 code for a protein of 904 amino acids. NCBI's taxonomy places the organism in Eukaryota, Viridiplantae, Streptophyta, Magnoliopsida, Fabales, Fabaceae. Gene Ontology annotation, molecular function: protein binding; ATP binding; protein kinase activity. The transcript is spliced from 13 exons. Gene Ontology annotation, biological process: protein phosphorylation. The record is from RefSeq and is a predicted model, not a curated record.
AUGAUGAUAACAAAUUCUCUGCAUUAUCUUUUUGUACUGCUUGGAGCUCUUUCUUUCCUAGCACCGGUCCUAGGCCAGGAUCCAUCAUCAGGAUUUAUUAGUAUAGAUUGUGGACUGCUUGAAAAUAUCAGCUACAUCGACAAAAAUACAGGAAUCAAUUACAUUUCAGAUGUUAAGUUUAUUGAUUCCGGUGUGAGUAAAAGCGUAUCGCUUCAAGAUAAAAAUACUCAUCAACCACAAUUUAAUUAUCUAAGGAGCUUCCCUAAUGGUGUCAGAAACUGUUACAAAAUAAAUGUAACAAGUGGUGCUGAUUAUUUAAUUAGAGCUAGUUUCUUGUAUGGAAACUAUGAUGGUCUUAAUAAGUUCCCACAAUUUGAACUUCAUCUUGGACCAAAUGUGUGGAAAACAGUAAAAUUCACAAAUUCAUCAAUCAGCAUAAACUAUGAGAUAAUCCACUCUCCACCGCAGAACCAUAUACAUCUCUGUCUCGCUAACACGGACAAUGGAACACCGUUUAUUUCGGUAAUAGAAUUGAGGCCUUUGCCGAAUGAUACUUAUAGCAUUAGCAUAAAGUCAGUUGGAUCAUUGGCACGUUUGGUGAGACUAGAUCUCGGCUCCAUCACCAACCUUUGUAUCAGGUACAAAGAUGAUUUAUACGACCGCUUAUGGGAGCCUUAUUCGGACAGCGAGUGGACACAAUUAAGCACUUCAUUGAACACUGAUGAACUAAAUAAUUCAGUGGCAUCAACGCCACCGGUAAUUGUCAUGAGCACUGCUGCUACACCAAUAAAUUCUAAUGCCUCUUUGGAUUUCACGUGGGAUGCAGAUACUGUAACCGACAGUUUUCAUAUUUGCAUGCAUUUUAAUGAGAUACAAAAACUGAAAGCAAAUGAAGCUAGAUUAUUCAAUAUCACCUUGAAUGGCAAGCUCUUUUAUGGUCCUUUUGCUCCUAUAUACCGUAAAACAGAUACUCUAUGCACUACUUCACCUUUUGAUGGAUUCACGACAUAUCAGUUAUCAAUUUUGAGGACAGAGUUCUCUACACUUCCACCCAUCAUCAAUGGUAUUGAGAUUUAUUCAGUUAGAAAUUUGUCACACUUAGAAACUGAAAAAGAUGAUGCUGAUGCUAUCACAAACAUCAAGGUAGCCUAUAGGGUGACUAGAAAUUGGCUUGGAGAUCCAUGUGGCCCCGAAGCAUUCAAGUGGGAUGGCCUAGAUUGUAAUUCAAUUGAUGGUGAUGGCACCCCAAGAAUAACAUCCUUGAACUUGUCUACAAGUGGAUUGACAGGGCACAUAAUUCCUGAUAUCUUAAAGCUUACUAUGCUGAAGACAUUGGAUUUAUCAAACAAUAACUUAACUGGAGGUGUUCCUUAUUUUCUGGCACAACUGCAAUCACUACAAAAAUUAAACCUGGAGAACAACAACUUGUCAGGUUCAAUUCCAAAUGAACUCCUUCAAAAACAAAGAGAUGGUAUAUUAUCAUUAAGUGUGGGACAAAAUCCAAAUCUAUGCGCAUCAACUUCAUGCAACCCGCAAACAAAUGAUAAGAGAAAGAAAAAGAGUAAUGCAGUUAUUAUAGUGGUAGCAUUAAUGGCAGGGAUGUUGCUGCUUCUAGUGAUUGCAGCAGUUAUAAUCUUUCGCCAAAGAAAGCCGAAUGGUAAUCUUUCGCCUCAAAGAGCAAUACGGUUACUGUUGCUAACUCCCGGUAACUCAAUUAAUGGUUCUCAACUGGGAUCAAAGCAACGUCAAUAUUCAUUUAACGAAGUUGUUAAGAUGACCAGCAGCUUUGAUAGGGUUCUUGGUAGAGGUGGAUUCGGAACAGUUUACUAUGGCUCUAUUGAGGAUACUCAAGUGGCUGUCAAAAUGCUUUCCCUAUCAUCUGUGCAAGGAUAUCAACAAUUUGUUGCAGAGGUUAAUCUCCUAAUGAGAGUACAUCACCGAAAUCUGACCUCUCUUAUUGGUUAUUGCAAUGAAGAAACUAAUAUAGGACUCAUCUAUGAAUACAUGAAAAAUGGAAACUUGGAUGAACAUCUUUCAGGAGAAAACAAUAGGAAAAAGUCCUUGAAUUGGAAAGAUAGACUUCAAAUAGCAUUGGAUGCAGCCCAAGGAUUGGAAUAUUUGCAUAAUGGCUGUAAGCCACCUAUAAUCCACAGAGAUAUAAAAUGCACAAAUAUUCUAUUAGAUGAAAACUUCCAUGCCAAACUUGCUGAUUUUGGAUUAUCCAAAUGCUUUGCGGCUGAUGGCGACACACAUGUGUGGACAAUUGCGGCCGGAACUCCAGGCUAUUUAGAUCCUGAGUAUACGAUAUCAAAUAUAUUGACAGAGAAAAGUGAUGUGUAUAGUUUUGGAGUAGUUCUUUUAAGGAUAAUCACAGGUCAACCGGUGAUAAUAAGAAUGGAAGACACGACUCAUCAUAUAAGCCAGCGAGUUAACUCUAUGGUUGCUGAAGGGGAUAUAACAAAAAUUGUUGACUCAAGGUUACAAGGAGAUUUUGACAAUAACUCUGCAUGGAGAGCAGUUGAAAUAGCAAUGGCCUCUGUGUCUUCUAUUUCGGUAGAAAGGCCAUACAUGAGUGAUAUAGUGAAAGAACUAAAGGAGUGUUUGGCUGUAGAGUUAACUCAAAAACAUAAUAGUUGUGACUUUCAAAAUGAAGAUUUAAUUGGGCAGGUUAGUUUGAACUUGAUUAGUACUGAUAUCAACCCCAUAGUUAGGUAG